This is a messenger RNA of Anas platyrhynchos (mallard), 2838 nucleotides long. Lineage: Eukaryota; Metazoa; Chordata; Aves; Anseriformes; Anatidae. The record is from RefSeq and is a predicted model, not a curated record.
UGGCGUCGCGCAGCCGCGCUGAGGGGAGGGCGGGCGCUGCUGUGUGGGGUCCUGCCGCCCCGCCGGGUCGCUGCCCGCUCCUCUCCCGGUCCUCUGGAAGCGUGCACCGGGCUGUGUUUCUCUGCAGCAAACCCACGGUCUCUCCCCUUGACUCUUCAGGGGGCUCGUCUCAAAAUAUAACUUUAAAAAGUGCUUCAAAAAGUGAAAGAAAAUGUCACGUAAAAGCUCUAAGGAAACCAGGAAAGUAAACAUCUCUAGCUCCUUGGAGUCAGAAGAUAUUAGCUUAGAAACCACCAUCCCAACUGAUGAUCUUUCUUCCUCUGAAGAGAGGGAAGGUACUGUGAAAAUCACUAAGCAGCUGAUCGAACGGAAAGAGUUGCUCCAUAAUCUUCAGCUGCUUAAAAUAGAAUUGUCUCAGAAAAACUUGAUGAUUGAUAACUUGAAAGUAGAAUAUUUGACCAAGAUUGAAGAGCUGGAAGAGAAGCUUAAUGAUGCAAUCCAUCAAAAGCAGCUGUUGUCUUUACGACUGGAUAGCCAGCUGGCAUUACAGCAAGAAGAUGCUAGAAAACAUCAAGCUCUAAUGAAACAAGAAAUGGAAACUAUUUUACUGAGACAAAAGCAGCUGGAGGAAACAAAUCAUCAAUUGAGAGAGAGGGCUGGAGAUAUCCGUCGGAGCUUGCGAGGCUUGGAAUUAACAGAUGACUGCUAUGAGAAGCUGAAAUCUCUCCCUGAAGAUCAGCUUUCCAUCCCUGAAUAUGUUUCUGUUCGAUUCUACGAAGUAGUCCAUUCCUUGAGAAAUGAGCUAAGUGACCUACAGGCGAAAAAGCAGACCCUAACAGAAGAACUAAGUGGGUACAAAUCCCAACUGAAGUGUGUGACGGAGAGCUAUGAAGAUGAGCGGAGGAGUCGGUCAGAACUUGAGGUUAGAUGCCAACGUUUAACACUGGAACUGGCUGAUACCAAGCAGAUGAUUCAACAAGGUGAUUACAGACAAGAGAAUUAUGAUAAAGUAAAAUGGGUCAGAUACAGUGGUGACAGAGUUGCUUCUUUGUGCAUAUGGGAAGCACUGUUAUUCAGGACACCAAGUGAACGUGAUGCAUUUGAACAUGAAUUGUCAGAACUCAGAAGAAAAUAUGAAAUAUUAGAGAUGUCACAUAAAGCACAAGCUAAAGAAAGAAAUGAUUUAUCGAAAGAGCUGACAACCAUACAACAAUCCCUAAACCUGUUGCAAAAAGAUAAAGAUUAUCUUAAUCGCCAGAACAUGGAGCUUAGUGUUCGCUGUGCACAUGAAGAAGAUCGUCUUGAAAGACUUCAGGUUCAGUUAGAGGAUGCCAAAAAAGCUAGGGAAGAAAUGUAUGAAAAAUAUGUUGCGUCCAGGGACCACUAUAAAACAGAAUAUGAAAAGAGACUUCAUGAGGAGUUGGAACAAUUAAGACUGAAAACAAAUCAAGAAAUAGAACAACUUCGAAGCACUUCAAAAGAGAUGUAUGAACGUGAAAACAGAAAUUUGAGAGAAGCAAGAGAUAAUGCUGUUGCUGAAAAAGAAAGAGCAGUUAUUGCUGAAAAGGAUGCUUUAAGAAAAUAUGACCAACUCUUAGACCAGUAUAGACAAAUGCAGCUUGGCACAGAAAGCAAAGUAGCUGAACUUCUUCACCAAAGUAAGUUAAAGUCCUUUGAAAGUGAACAUGUUCAACUCAUGCAACAAGAAACAGCUAAGAAUCUUUCACAAUGCCAAAUAGAAUGUGAGAAAUAUCAGAGAAAGCUGGAGGUUCUUACAAAGGAAUUUUAUAGUCUUCAGUCUUCUAGUGAAACACGCAUUAUUGAACUCCAAACACAGAAUUCUGAGUUUCAGGCAAGACUAGAUACUUACGAAAAACUUGAAAAAGAACUUGAUGAGAUAAUAAUGCAAACAGCAGAAAUGGAAGAUGAAGCUGAAGCUGAAAGGGUUCUCUUCUCAUAUGGGUAUGGUGCUAAUGUUCCUACAACAGCCAAAAGACGACUAAAGCAAAGUGUUCACUUGGCAAGGAGGUUACUGCAGCUAGAAAAGCAAAACUCGUUGCUUGUAAAAGAUCUGGAACAUCAGAAGGAACAAGUAACACAGAUUUCACAAGAGCUUGACAGAGCAAAUUCUUUGUUGAGUCAAGUUCAACAGCCAUAUAAAUACCUCAUUGAAACCGUGCAACAGAGGGAUUCUCAAAUAAGUCUACAAAAGGAACAUAUUGCACAACUUGAAAAAGAUGUCAGUCUUUUAAAUAAAGAAAAGACGGCUUUGCUGCGUGUCAAGAAUCAAAUGGCAGCAGAUUUGGAGAAACUUCUAACUCAUCGUGAGGAACUAGCCGUAAUGAAACAGAUUCUAAUUAAUCUUCAUGGUAAACACAAGGAACAAAAUUUGCCUCAGUCUAAUAUUGAUGUAAAAAAUACAACGGCAAAGAACAUACUAAACCCUUUAGUAAAACUGCCACCAGAACAUGAAGAAGAAAAUAUAUUUACACCUAAGCCAACGUUAUUUACAAAUACAGAGGCACCUGUAUGGUACAAGAAACUGCAGAAGAAAACAUCACCGUAACAUUUUUCCAAAAAUAUUCAAAAAAAUCCUUUGGGGAGCUUUUCUUUAAAGAAAGAUCUUUUCACCAUAAUUAUGCCCUUUUUACCAUAAAGGCAAACAGCUGUUCUGUUUUCAACUGUUAUUUAAUACCUGUAAAAUGGUCUUAUGCUUCAUAAAAUAUUUUUUAGAUUUGUCACAUGAACAAAAUGUGUGGAAAUAAUGCAUGCAGUGAUUUUACUAAUAUAUAUUUGAAUUUUAAAAGAUAAAUAAACACUAGCAUAUUGUACACACAA